Pseudophryne corroboree (corroboree frog) is the source of this 1152-nucleotide messenger RNA. RefSeq names its product aldo-keto reductase family 1 member D1-like. Gene Ontology annotation, cellular component: cytosol. Gene Ontology annotation, molecular function: steroid dehydrogenase activity; ketosteroid monooxygenase activity; aldose reductase (NADPH) activity. Gene Ontology annotation, biological process: steroid metabolic process. NCBI's taxonomy places the organism in Eukaryota, Metazoa, Chordata, Amphibia, Anura, Myobatrachidae. The transcript is spliced from 3 exons. The record is from RefSeq and is a predicted model, not a curated record. The coding region runs from base 113 to 502 and encodes 129 amino acids.
UUCCUCCCCUCCCGCCUCCCCGGGCUCCGUCUCCUCCCCGCUGGCCGCCUCCCGGAGAGCCCGUUAUGAGCCCGGUGCAGUCUCCGGCGAGUGUGUGUCUCCGGGUCCCGGCAUGGAGCUGACAGCGGAGAAUCACCGCCUGCCCCUGAGCGACGGCAACAGCAUCCCGGUCCUGGGGCUGGGCACCUAUAUCCCCCCUCGCUUUAUCACUAAAGGAACCUGCCUAGAAUCUGUAAAACUGGCCAUAGACAUUGGCUACCGUCACAUCGAUGGGUCCUUCCUAUAUUAUAACGAGCAUGAGGUGGGAGAGGCCAUCAGAGAGAAGAUUGCAGAGGGGAAAGUGAAACGAGAAGAUAUCUUCUACUGUGGGAAACUGUGUAACACGUGCCACCCACCGGAACUGGUCAGACCAAUGUUGGAGAAGACCUUAAAGACAUUAGGACUGGAUUAUGUGGAUUUGUAUGUAGUGGAGAUGCCAAUGGCCUUUAAGGUAAAGAGCUAAGAGAAAAUGGGGAAUACGGGGCAGGUACCUUCACGGAUAAUAGGAACGUUCUACCGAGUCAAAUUGAUUGAGUAAAGAAGAUCACCCUUGGAUAAGAAGACUCUAUACUGAUCUUUUUAGAUAAAUAUAAACAACCUUUUUUUGGGUCCCCACCCUUUCUUCACCCCCCAGUUAUGGUAGCGCCACCCUCUUCGCCAUUCCCCAUUUUCUCUGUGAAUUCCUUUGGACCUUUUUUGGGAUAGGUCCUACGGUAAAGAGAAGGCAGCAACCGUUCCAAAGUGAAGCACCCCUUUAGAACCUCACAACACUUCUAGACAAAGAGCUAAGAGAUCUGUAACAACUAUUCCUGCACUGCUACGAUGUGUGUCUGUCACGAGAAAGCCUUGUAGGGGCAUAUUUACUGAAAUUGCGAUAAAUGCCCAAAAACCUGAUAUUCCUUUCCUUAUCGCCAGUAAUCCCUGUGAUAUUGUAAAGGGGUGAUUGUGUUUUAUGCAGAUACAGAUGUGUCCUUACCAAGCCUUGCUAAAAUCAUGCAAAAGACUCCUCUGUAUCACGCCACAGUAUUGGAUACAUCAAUGCACCAUGUAAUUGGUCGAUCGUAUUGUCUGGGUUCUCUGAAAACAUGUCUGUUUAUCUAUAUGAAAAAUGCA